UUUUCAACGAUGGAUGACAUCGAUCCACGUUUUGAGGUCUCUCUUUGUCCCGAGGAUGGUUUUUAUGACUUACGAGCCGGUAAAGAUCAUUUUGCCUCACCUGGCUUAGUUUUAAUCUUCAAUCAGCUUGAAUUUGAACAAAAUGAAGAAACACCUGUUCAAAGUCGUUCGGAGACGCCGGGCAUCGAUUUGAAAAAAACUUUAGAAGAAUUGGGCUUUGAAGUUAUUUACUGCAGAAAUUUCAGAAGAGUUCAAAUUAUGAAUAUUAUUGGAAAAUAUGCGAAUUUGAAAAACUAUGAAAAAAACAAUUACGCAUCAUUUAUGCUUUUUUUCCUUUCGCACGGAAAUAUAAAAAUAUUUGAAAAUGAUUAUUACGAAAUUGUGAAGACUGCCGAUGACGAUAUGCUGAUAAGUGACAUAUGGAAAAAUUUUGAAAAUACAAAAACGUGGAAUAACAAGCCAAAAUGCUUCUUUUUCCAAACGUGUCGUGGUCAUGAUUUGGUUGAAGGAGUAAAAAUUUUGAACAGAGAGCCUUCUAGAGUGAACGAAGAAACAUACGAUGGUCCUCCAGAUCCAAGUUUUUCCUACAAAGGUCCAUUGCCCAAAGAUUUGAGAGAAAAAAUGAACAUCGCUGCUUCCGUUUAUGAUACGGGUGCUCGUCCAAACGAACAUCGCCACAACAGAAAUUACCUCGGUCGAAGAGAAAUCAUCGGAUGUCACGCAAAUUCAUCAAUUCCCUUCACGGAACCAAAAUUUUCCGAUCUUUUGAUUGUCCAUUCCACGUAUCAGGGUGCUACGACAUUCCGUGAGCCCGAACACAGUCCCUUCAUUAAUGCCAUUAUCACAAAUUUCCGAAAGAAUCUUUUCGAAAAAGAUCUUUUGUCGAUCGUUCAAGACGUGCAAAAGGAGAUUGCUUAUGCUUUUCACGCCAGCGAAUCAGCAGAACGGGAUGUCGCUGAAUUUGUUUCAGCCGGAGUUGAAGGAAGUCGAUUGAUGCCGGUGCUCCAAAGUACUUUAACGGGCAAAAUUUGUUACCAAAAUCCAAAAAAUAUACAGGUUGCGAACAUGUUUUGCUCACAAAAGUUGCCUUUCGACUACGAUAUGCAAAAAGGUAAAGGGAAAGCAGUGAUUUUUGCGAACAAAUAUCGAAAUAUGGAAUUUCCAUCGAUGCCUUUUGUCACUGCAGAUGUUAACGGAUUAGAAACAUCUCUCUUGGGGUUGAAAUGUGACAUUUCCCUUCAUUGGGAUUUGCAAAAAGGUGAUUUUAUUAGAACUUUAAACGAAGUCGGCUCCGGGGACUUUUCUGAAUACGAUUUCUUUUUUCUCGUCUUUUACGGUUACGGAAGAAAGGAUUAUUUGAUCGUCAGAGACCAACAAAACGAGUUUUUGGAAGAUUACGUUGAAGUAGCCGAGCUUUGGCAACCAUUCCUUGGAUCAAGAUGCUCAACCUUGAAAGAUAAGCCGAAAUUUUUCAUCAUUUCCGCAAAUGGUGUUCAAAAUCCCGGAAUUAGUGGAAAAUUUCGACGUUUUGUAAAGAAAGACGUUAAUAUCGAGCAAACUCGAGCUCUGAAUCACGAAGCAAGUUGUGAUCCAGGGGAAAUUCCUUCAAUUUAUGUAAUUCCUGAAGCCUCGGAUUUUCUUGUGCUCUUUCACUCCGCUGCGGGAACCGCAAAAUACAUGAAUUUUAUCGAUGAUGAAGAUCAAUCUGAAGAAGAGAUGAAAAGUCAGUCAAUUUUCUUUGAAAAAUUGAAUGAACAACUUCAAAACGAGCGAAAUUUCGUCGGAGAUCGUCAUUUAUUUGAUGUAAUUGUCAAAUUUCAGUACAAAAUUACACAAAAAAUUGCGGAAAAUGUUCGUUACACGCGCGAAAGUCAAAAUAAGCGGGAAGUUCCAUUGGUUUUCUCAACGUUAACGAAGAAUUUUGUCCUAAAUGUUACUCGGAACUAGACAUAGCGUUGCGGGAAUUCCUGACGGAAUAUUUUCAUACUUUACUUUUUUAUACCUUACAAUAAAAAACAAGUUUUUUAUUCACUACAUAUUUUCAUACAAAAUGACAAAAUUUUAACAAUUUUUGAGCGUUAAAUAAAAUUUUUUGAUGUUUCUUAACCCUAUUUACUAUGAGAUUUGCUAAUUUAAAAUAGAUUUCAGAAUAUUUCAGAUAAAAAUUUAAAAAAUAAAAUUUCAUAAAAAAUAACUGUAAAAAAACUUUGAAAAAUAAAUUCAGUAAUUUUAUGAAAAAUAUUUUUAGAGUAGAAAAUUCAAGUUAAAAUUUGAUUGAUUGAUGU
Messenger RNA from Culicoides brevitarsis, 2285 nucleotides. RefSeq lists its product as uncharacterized. Lineage: Eukaryota; Metazoa; Arthropoda; Insecta; Diptera; Ceratopogonidae. Gene Ontology annotation, biological process: proteolysis. The transcript has 4 exons. The record is from RefSeq and is a predicted model, not a curated record. Gene Ontology annotation, molecular function: cysteine-type endopeptidase activity. The coding region runs from base 10 to 1947 and encodes 645 amino acids.